AUGAAGCCUGUUUGCGGGUUGCCAGGUCGGGCCUCUCAGGUGUCCUCCUGGUGCCCUGCUAGCCUUCCCCACGACACACAGCAUUCGUCUACCAUCUGCGACCAGGCUGGGCUGGCCGCCCCAGAGCAGACAGGGCCCACGUCUGCCCAGCUCCCACCCAGCACCCGGUGGGAAACUCGUGGUGCCAUGGGCCAGGCCCUGGGCAGCACUGGGGGACACAGACAAGGGUCAGGUUCCCUCCUCGUGGGGGGCUCGGCUGACACAACCUCGAGGGAGGCGCAGCGCCUAACCCGCCACCUCUGCCCCCAGGUCACGUCUGCAGGGGCCAACCACUCGGAGGUGACUGAGUUCAUCCCGGUGGGUCUCCCGGGCUCCCUGGGCCUGCACUUGUGCCUGCUGGUGGUGCCCCUGCUGGCCUACCUGCUGCCCGUCACCGAGAGCCUGCUCGCCGUCGCCGUGAUCCACGCCAGCCCCGCACUGCACAAGCCCGUGUACGGCUUCCUCAGCAUAUCCUUCCUGGAGGUGUGGUACAUCUCCGUCACGGUGCCCAAGAUGCCGCUCAGCCUGGCGGCGCCCGAGUUCCGCCGCAUCUCCUUCGCGGGCUGCAUGGUGCAGCUGUACUUCUUCCUGGCACUGGCCUGCUCAGGGUGCGUGCUCCUAGGCGUCAUGGCCUACGACCGCCACGUGGCCAUCUGCAGCCUGCGGCGCUACCCAGCCAUCGUGAGCCCCGGCCUCUGCAGCCUCCUGGCCGCUGGCCCCUGGCUCUCGGGCUUCACCACCUCCGUGGGGAAGGUCUUCUUCAUCUCGCGCCUGGGCUACUGCGGCCCCAACGUCGUGAACCACUUCUUCUGUGACGUGUCCCCCCUGCUGAGCCUGGCGUGCUCCGACAUGUCCCUGGCGGAGCUCGUGGACUUCCUCCUGGCACUGCUCAUCCUGCUGGGGCCGCUGCCGCUCACCGUCUCCUCCUACACCGCCAUCAAGCGCACCCCAUCCGCCGCCAGCUGGCACGAGGCCUUCUCCACCUGUGCCUCGCACCUGGCCGUGGUGGUCGUCUUCUACUCGGCCUCCCUCUUCAUCUACACCCGGCCUCGCGCCAUCUACUCCUUCAACCUCCACAAGCUGGUGCCCGUGGUCUAAGUGCUCACGCCUCUGCUCAACCCCAUCAUCUGCUGCCUGCGGAACCAGGAGGUCAAGGAGGCCCUGCACACGGUGGUGCAGAGGGCGGCCCAGACCCCACCAACACGGUGA
Balaenoptera ricei (Rice's whale) is the source of this 1248-nucleotide messenger RNA. Its product is annotated as olfactory receptor 226-like. Gene Ontology annotation, biological process: G protein-coupled receptor signaling pathway. The record is from RefSeq and is a predicted model, not a curated record. Gene Ontology annotation, molecular function: G protein-coupled receptor activity; olfactory receptor activity. Gene Ontology annotation, cellular component: membrane. NCBI's taxonomy places the organism in Eukaryota, Metazoa, Chordata, Mammalia, Artiodactyla, Balaenopteridae.